UUUAUAUCCGUUAACGGCCUGGUUAGAAGCCUGUCCCAGUGCUGCCAGAGCCACUCCCAUAGUAACAUACCCCUUUUUGUUUCUCCCUUUGGCAUCGUGCUCUCAUGAUAUUCCUCGCCUCUGCCACCAUGGACACAGAGAGCACACACGCCCAAGAUAAUGACUAUACCCAGUCGCCUUGGCUGGAUUUGGGUGGUUUCAGCCCUUCCCAGCAGUCACCACCGCUUGAUUACCAUGGGUUUGGGUACGGCAUGCUGCCUUUGGAGUCAGCGUACGGAGUGUCUGUACCACCUCCGUAUGCAUCACUUCCAUUAACUAUGCCCUCGAAUACGUGGCCCAGUAUGAUGUCAACUCACCCGCAGCACCCUUUUCCAGAGGGAAGCGUGCCGCCUGUGCCCAUACCACCAGCGGUAUCGCCAGUCACACAUAACCCUCCACCGCCGCCACCACCGCCGCCGCCACGCAAGUCAUCAACGAGUAACUCGACACCGCGAAGGACGCUUACGGAUGAUGAUCGUCGGCGGAUGUGCUUGUAUCAUGAAGAGAACAAAACCGCCAAGCAAACAGACAUUGGAGCGAUAUUUGGAGUGGAACGAAGGUAAUAAAUCCACGCAUUCCCAUCUACUUCUGAUUUGAGUAAAUCCGUUCUGACACGUUAUCCAUCUGCUGAAGUACGGUCUCAAAAGUGCUACGUCAGAAAGAGAAGUAUCUUAAUCCCG
Molecule: messenger RNA, 719 nt
Organism: Aspergillus pseudotamarii
Lineage: Eukaryota; Fungi; Ascomycota; Eurotiomycetes; Eurotiales; Aspergillaceae
Exons: 2
Coding region: 105-602 (165 amino acids)
Source: RefSeq, a predicted model, not a curated record